Molecule: messenger RNA, 849 nt
Organism: Bipolaris zeicola 26-R-13
Lineage: Eukaryota; Fungi; Ascomycota; Dothideomycetes; Pleosporales; Pleosporaceae
Exons: 1
Coding region: 1-849 (282 amino acids)
Source: RefSeq, a predicted model, not a curated record
AUGACGAGGACGGUGCGAACGUUGUUCUUCAUCCUCUUCUUUCAAGUCACUGUAACAGCAGCCGCCGGCGAAACGGGAAGCGACCGAAUUGGGACCGGCCAAUGCCCCGACAAUGUUGAAUUUAUCAUGGCCUAUUCGCCAUUCAAACCGUACUGGAAGUUUGAUAAGUUCAAAAAUGACGUACAAAGUUGCUGGACCGCAGCAGAUUGUCUCUUCGAGUCCUGUGGUGAAAGCCGGAAGCAACAGUUUGCAGCCACUGCAUUGGUCAUGGGGCUCAUACCGUUGGCUUUAAAGGACGUUGCAUGGCCAGAGCGCCGUAUUGUACACGUCACCAAGCCUCUGCCAUGGCUGUGUGACAUUCUAGUCCUGGCUUUGGGUCUUGUACCACUACCGGCCGAAAAAGGAGCCCUUCUAUCGACUCAUCAGAGAAACGAAGAAAGUAAUGGCUUGGCAGAAUACGCGUGGGAUAUGAGAAGGUCAACCAUACGCUUUAUGGUAGUCACACUUGCUGUGUGCCUCUUGGCCUGCUAUGCAGCGUUGGUAUUCAACGAAAUAUACAGCAAAAGAUCUGCGCUCGGUUGCGUUGUUCCUUUCUUCAUCACCGCCUGGUAUGUCGUCGCUCUACUUCCAGCAUCAAUCCACAGAGCCUUUGCGGGACGGAGACAAGCACGGAUCAAGAGGCUGGAUCAAGAAAGAGGAGCUCACAUUGGAGUUCGACCUGACGACGUUCAUUUGGUUCCACUCCAAGUACACGAGAGUCGACCAGCAGUUGCGAAGAAUACAACGAUUACCGUAGAAUGUAACAAAGGCAAGGUGGUUUCUGCUAUUCAGGGAGCGGAUGAAGACUGA